Branchiostoma floridae (Florida lancelet) is the source of this 2340-nucleotide messenger RNA. RefSeq lists its product as uncharacterized. Lineage: Eukaryota; Metazoa; Chordata; Leptocardii; Amphioxiformes; Branchiostomatidae. Gene Ontology annotation, biological process: transcription by RNA polymerase I. The transcript has 2 exons. The coding region runs from base 240 to 2249 and encodes 669 amino acids. The record is from RefSeq and is a predicted model, not a curated record.
CCCCAUUUAGCUAUUAGUUGAACCCAACAUGUCUGCCUGCCAUGGCUUGCCGAGUCCGGACCUGUAAAACUUCACAACUUCAGCUGUAACUUACUCAUAGGGAAGCCACAACACUUAUGAUGCCCCCAAGAAUACACCAGUCAAGGAAGAACAAAGUCAAGUAAGCCACACCUCUGACAAAGAUCCACAAAGCCUGUGGUACAUCAUAAUUGUUGUGUUUUACUGUGUGUGCAUAAGGCAUGGAUGCCACACAGACAUCUCCAAGUAAGAAGAGGAAAAGACUGGACAGCCACGGAAGCCUGGCAGACGUCUCGGACAUGGGCAGUGCAGAUGGGAGGUACACCCGAGACAGCCAUGACAUCAUCGUUACUAAGAGCAGGAUCUACAAGAAGAAGCAGAUGAAAAAAUUGGGUUCAAAAUCCUCUGCAGAAAUAUCCAACACAGAUUCUGAUGGUGAUAGAAGGAUAAAGGAGAAGAAAAACAAAGACAACGAGACAUCAACAGCUUCAAAGCAGAGCAAAUAUGGUAAUGUUGUCAAUGGAAGUUCAGACAUUACAGGUAACAGCAACAAAAGAGGUGUAGCCAACAAUUUGCCAAUGUCCCCUACAAAGUCUAGCGUUCUCCUCAGAAGACAGUACAGAAGGGAGAGAACCUCAAGUCAGAGCAGCACAGGUACAGACCACGGGAACACUUCCCUCUCUCAGAUUGACUACUUUCCUCUGAGUGGCCUAGAAAAGAAAAAUGACACAACAGAAGAAGAGAGAAAUGCUGAACUUACUUGUAGUCCACAGAAAAGCCCUGCAAAAAGGUCGUCAGCAAGUGGCGUGUUCCCUUGGAUUUCAAGCAGCCAGGAGAGUGAUAAAGACAGUCAGCCUCCUAUACGGCUUGAUGCUGAUGGUCUGUUGGUGCAAGAGGAUAUCUUCAAGAAGCCGUUAGAGCCUGUAAAAUGCUGUAGUGGUCUGGUGAGCAGGUCAGGUAAAAGGAAGAAGAAACGUCAAGAGAAAGGUAGUAUGUCGGAUGAUACGUCAGGUGUAGAGACAGACACAAGUACAACUACAAGUGCUUCAACUGUCCAGUCUGCACAAGAGGAUAGUGAAAGUGGCAAUGAGAAAAGACGCAAGAAGAAGAAGAAAAAGAAAGAAAAGGAUAAAGAUGUAGAAUCGAAUACUUUGGAAAACCAGACCACAAAUGUUUCAACUAUCCAGUCUGCAGAUGAUACUGCCAAAGACAGUGAUGAAAAAAGACAGAAGAAGAAGAAGAAAAAGAGGGAAAAGGACAAAGAUUUAGAAUCUGAUGCUCUGGAAUACCAGGCCACAAGUGACUCAACAAUCCAGUCUGCAGAUGAUAAUAUUAAAGAAAGUGAUGAAAAAAGACACAAAAAGAAGAAAAAGAAGGAAAAUGAUCAAGAAUCAAAUGCUUUGGAAGGCAAGGCCACCAUCCAGCCUGGAGAAGACAAUGAUGAAGAGAGCAGAGAGAAAAAACACAAGAAGAAGAAGAAGAAAAAGGAUAGAGAUGUUGAAGACACUUCAGAUGGUCAGUCCAGUGUUUCAAGAAUCCAGACUGAAGAUGAUAAUGCUGAAGGGGAUGGAGAAAAAAGACACAAAAAGAAGAAGAAGAAAAAGAAGAACAAGGAUACAGAGUCAAGCACUUUGGAAAUGCAAGUGUCAGAAGCUGAAGACAGUGAUAUCAUUCCUCCAUCACAAGAAUUAUCUAAACCUGAGAAAUCUAAGAAAAAGCACAAAAAGAAGACAAAUGACUCAGAGGUAAAUGGGGAGAAAGUAGUGCCAUGCUCACAAGAUACAACACUGAAUGGUAAUGUGUCUUCUGAAAGCCAAAAUGCUUCAAAUACAGACACAGACAGCAAAAAGAAGAAAAAGAAAUCAAAGGACAAGAGGUCAGAAUCUGCAUACACUUCACAGUCAGAAUCUGAGGUUCCUGAAUCCGACGUUGACCCACCAGUGGACAGCCCCCUGCCUCUUCCAAGGAGACAUGCAAUAGAGCACAAUGAGGCAAGUAAAGCUGGCUCUAAGAACAAGCCAAAGUCUACUACAAAAAAGCUGCCAGUCUGGUGCAUAGAGGAUGCAGGCCAGGAGUCACAGACAGUGUCUGAGGUGUUUGAUUUGUUUGGAUGGGGGCAGAACAAACCAUCAAGUUCAGGUACAAGGCAUUCCAGUCUGGGUCUGAUCAGGACUCCCAGUGCACAGCCCAACUUGACAGGGUGGUGGGUAAAGAAGGAGGUACUGGUGUAGAAAGGAGAAGAAAAGACACUACGUUUGAGCACCAAUCACAUGAUGAAACUGCUGUUACUAUCACUCCUCAGAAGAAAAGUCAGCUUUCAAA